CGCGAGGGCGCGGCCAUGGACGGGCCGGGCGCGGCGGCGGCGGCGGGCGCGGGGCCCGGUCCCAACAACGUUCCCGCCUUCCUCACCAAACUCUGGACGCUCGUGGAGGAUCCCGACACCGACUCCCUGAUCUGCUGGAGCCCCAGCGGGAGCAGCUUCCACGUGCUGGACCAGGGCCAGUUCUCCAAGGAGGUUCUGCCCAAGUACUUCAAGCACAACAACAUGGCCAGCUUCGUCCGCCAGCUCAACAUGUACGGUUUCCGGAAGGUGGUGCACAUCGAGCAGGGCGGGCUGGUGAAGCCGGACAGGGACGACACCGAGUUCCAGCACCCGUUCUUCCUCCGGGGCCAGGAGCGCCUGCUCGAGAACAUCAAGAGGAAAGUCACCAGCGUGUCGUCGCUGAAGGGGGAGGAGGUGCGGGUGCGGCAGGACAGCGUGGCGCGGCUGCUGGCCGACAUGCAGGCCAUGCGCGGGAAGCAGGACAGCCUGGACUCCCGGCUGCUGGCCAUGAAACAUGAGAACGAGGCGCUGUGGCGCGAGGUGGCCGCGCUGCGCCAGAAGCACGCGCAGCAGCAGAAGGUCGUCAACAAGCUGAUCCAGUUCCUGAUCUCCCUGGUGCAAUCCAACCGGAUCCUGGGCGUCAAGAGGAAAAUCCCGCUGAUGCUGAACGACGGCGGCGCCGCCCACCCCGUGCCCAAGUACGGCCGGCAGUUCCUGGAGCACCACGGGAAUUCCAAUUAUGCCGCCCCGGCGGCGGCGCUGUCGGGCCCGGCUCUGCUGGCGGCGGAUCCCGGCGCCCCCUGCGGGCCGAUCAUCGCCGACGUCACCGAGCUGCCCCCGUCCAGCCCCGAGGCCUCCCCGCGAGGCAGCCUGGACGGCAGGAGCAGCCCGGAGAUCCGGAUCAAGGAGGAGCCGCCCAGCCCCACGCGGAGCCCGCACGGGGAGGAGCCCAAGAGCGCCGGGAACAAUUCCGGGAACAAUUCCGGGAAUAAUUCCGGGAAUUCUGAGACCCCCCUGUCCCCGUCCACCUUCAUCGACUCCAUCCUGCGGGAGAACGAGCCCGGAGCCGCCGCCGGCCACCCCCAGCCCCAGGAGAAGUGCCUGAGCGUCGCCUGCCUCGACAAGUCGGAGCUGAACGAGCACCUGGACACGAUCGACUCCAGCCUGGACAAUCUGCAGGCGCUGCUCAGCACCCACGGCUUCAGCAUGGACAGCGCCCUGCUCGACCUCUUCAGCCCCUCGGUGGCGGUGCCGGACGUGGCCCUGCCGGACCUGGACAGCAGCCUGGCCAGCAUCCAGGAUCUCCUCUCCAACCAGGAGCAGCAGAAACCGACGGAGACCGAGCCGGGCGCGGGCGACUCCGGGAAGCAGCUGGUUCCGUGCACGGUGCAGCCGCUGUUCCUGGUGGAUUCCAGCGCCGUCGACGUCGGCUCCGGGGAUCUCCCCAUUUUCUUCGAGCUGGGCGAGGGCCCCCCGAGCUUCCCGGACGGGGACGAGUAUCCCGAGGAGUAUCCCGAGGAGUACCCGGAGGAGUACCCGGAUGAGUAUCCCGAGGAGUAUCCCGAGGAGUACCCCGAGGACCCCGCGCUCAUCCCGCCCGCGCCCAAGGACCCGGCCGUGUCCUAAAGGGGACGGCGACGCGAUCCCCCCCAAAAACAAAAAAAAAACGGGAUCCCAAAACAAAAAAACCCCACAAAAACGGGAUCCCGAAAGACAAAAACGGGAUCCCCAAAAAAAACGGGAUCCCAAAAAAAAACCACCAGGAUCCUAAGAACAAAGGGGAUUCCAAAAAAAAAACCGGGAUCCCAAAAGAAAAAUGGGAUCCCAAAAAAACAAAAAAUGGGAUCCCAAAAAACAAAAAAUGGGAUCCCAAAAAACAAAAAAUGGGAUCCCAAAAACAAAAAAAAAAAAAAGGGAGGGAAGCCCCGAGUGACUCGUCCUGCUUGGCACAGAAACCCCGAGGAGCCGACGCCGCCCUCGGGGAGUUCCGGGGGAUCCCGGGAGUUCUGGAGAAUUCCUGAGGAUCCUGGAGGGUCCUAAAUCGGCCCAGGAAAUCCGGGAGCAUCCGGGGAUUCCAGAAGGAUCUCUGACAUCCCGAGGAAUCCUGGAGGAACCCAGAGGGUCCCAAGGGAUCCUGGAGCUUCCCGGGGGAAUCCUGGAGGAUCCUGAAUCAUCCUGGGACAUCCUGGAGAAUUCCAGGGGAGUCCUGGAGCAUCCUGGAACAUCCCAGAGAAUUCCAGGGGAAUCCUGGAGGAUCCUGAAUCAUCCUGGGACAUCCUGGAGAACUCCAGGGGAGUCCUGGAGGAUCCUGGAGCAUCAAAGGAAAUCCUGGCGUGUCCUGGAGAAUUCCAGGGGAAUCCUGGAGGAUCCUGAAUCAUCGUGGGACAUCCCAGAGAAUUCCAGGGCAAUCCUGGAGGAUCCUAAAUCAUCCUGGGACAUCCCGGAGAGUUCCAGGGCAAUCCUGGAGGAUCCUAAAUCAUCCUGGGACAUCCCGGAGAAUUCCAGGGGAAUCCUGGAGGAUCCUGGAACAUCCUGGAGAAUUCCAGGGGAAUCCUGGAGCAUCCUGGAACAUCCUGGAGAAUUCCAGGGGAAUCCUGGAGGAUCCUGAAUCAUCGUGGGACAUCCUGGAGAAUUCCAGGGGAAUCCUGGAGGAUCCUGGAGCAUCAAAGGAAAUCCUGGCAUGUCCUGGAGAAUUCCAGGGGAAUCCUGGAGGAUCCUAAAUCAUCCUGGGACAUCCUGGAGAGUUCCAGGGGAGUCCUGGAGGAUCCUGGAACAUCCUGGGACACCCUGGAGAAUUCCAGGGGAGUCCUGGAGGAUCCUGGAGCAUCCCGGAGAAUUCCAGGGGAGUCCUGGAGGAUCCUAAAUCAUCCUGGGACAUCCUGGAGAGUUCCAGGGGAGUCCUGGAGGAUCCUGGAACAUCCUGGGACACCCUGGAGAAUUCCAGGGGAGUCCUGGAGGAUCCUGGAGCAUCCCGGAGAAUUCCAGGGGAGUCCUGGAGGAUCCUAAAUCAUCCUGGGACAUCCUGGAGAAUUCCAGGGGAAUCCUGGAGGAUCCUGGAACAUCCCAGAGAAUUCCAGGGGAGUCCUGGAGGAUCCUGAAUCAUCCUGGGACAUCCUGGAGAACUCCAGGGGAGUCCUGGAGGAUCCUGGAGCAUCAAAGGAAAUCCUGGCGUGUCCUGGAGAAUUCCAGGGGAAUCCUGGAGGAUCCUGAAUCAUCGUGGGACAUCCCAGAGAAUUCCAGGGCAAUCCUGGAGGAUCCUGAAUCAUCGUGGGACAUCCUGGAGAAUUCCAGGGGAAUCCUGGAGGAUCCUGGAACAUCCCGGAGAAUUCCAGGGGAAUCCUGGAGGAUCCUGAAUCAUCCUGGGACAUCCUGGAGAAUUCCAGGGGAGUCCUGGAGGAUCCUGGAGCAUCAAAGGAAAUCCUGGCGUGUCCUGGAGAAUUCCAGGGGAAUCCUGGAGGAUCCUGGAGCAUCCCGGAGAAUUCCAGGGGAGUCCUGGAGGAUCCUAAAUCAUCCUGGGACAUCCCGGAGAAUUCCAGGGGAAUCCUGGAGGAUCCUAAAUCAUCCUGGGACAUCCCGGAGAAUUCCAGGGGAAUCCUGGAGGAUCCUGGAACAUCCUGGAGAAUUCCAGGGGAAUCCUGGAGGAUCCUGAAUCAUCCUGGGACAUCCUGGAGAACUCCAGAGGAAUCCUGGAGGAUCCUGGAGCAUCGAAGGAAAUCCUGGGGCGUCCUGGAGAAUUCCAGGGGACUCCUGGAGGAUCCUGGACCAUCCCAGAGGAUCCUGGAGCAUCCUGGAGAGCUCUGGGAAAUCCCAGAGGAUCCUGGAGCAUCCCAGGGGAUCCUGGAGGAACCCAGAGGGUCCCAAGGGAUCCUGGAGGAUCCCGGAGAAUUCCAGGGAAUCCUGGAGGAUCCUAAAUCAUCCCAGGAAAUCCUGGAGCGUCCCAGGGGAUCCUGGAGGAACCCAGAGGGUCCCGGAGGAUCCUGGAGAAUUCCAGGAGUUCCCAGAGGAUCCUGGAGCACCCCAGAGGAUGUUGAAGGAUCCCAAAUCAUCCCAGAGAAUUCCAGGAAACCCCAAAGGAUCCUGGAGCAUCCCACGGAAUCCUGGAGGAUCCCGGAGCAUCCUGGGAAUUUGCAGAAGAUCCCAGAAAAUCUUGGAGCACCCCAGAGGACCCCAGAAAAUCCUGGAGCAUCACAAGAGAUCCCAAAUCGUCCCAAGGGAUCCCAGAGCGUUCCAGAAAGUCCUGGAGCAUCCCAGAGCAUCAGAAGGGAUCCCAGAGGAUCCCAAAAAAUCCCGGAGGAUCCCAAAUCAUCCCAGAAAAUCCUGGAGCAUCCCGAGGGACCCCAGGGAUCCAGAGAGUGACAGAACCCCGGGAUCUGGGGGAGCUGAAAUCCAGGGAUCCCCAAAAUUCCGGAAUAUCCCAGAAAAAAAAAAUGGUGCCUAAAA
Molecule: messenger RNA, 4440 nt
Organism: Melospiza melodia melodia
Lineage: Eukaryota; Metazoa; Chordata; Aves; Passeriformes; Passerellidae
Product: heat shock factor protein 1-like
Exons: 13
Coding region: 16-1626 (536 amino acids)
Biological process (GO): regulation of DNA-templated transcription
Molecular function (GO): DNA-binding transcription factor activity; sequence-specific DNA binding
Source: RefSeq, a predicted model, not a curated record